Messenger RNA from Canariomyces notabilis, 966 nucleotides. RefSeq lists its product as uncharacterized. The annotation marks the transcript as partial. The transcript is spliced from 4 exons. Lineage: Eukaryota; Fungi; Ascomycota; Sordariomycetes; Sordariales; Chaetomiaceae. The record is from RefSeq and is a predicted model, not a curated record.
AUGGCCUCUUCCGAGUCGUCUACCCUGAGUCCACCGGCACGGAUUACGGCUCUGACCGAUACAGACCGUGAAUUCAUACUGGCCUGGCAUCUUCUCAAUGAAGCAUCUCAGAUCUGCAAACCCUGCAAGGCAUCCAUCAUCGUGGCCUUUUGGGAAUCCCUGAAGCAGGACGGCCGGGAGGUACAACUCACAGCCCAGCACCUCGCUCACCUUGAGCUGCUCCCCUUUGAGACGCAGUUGCGGAUUGACAUCGCUCUCUAUCAGGACCUUAUCCGAUACGCCAAGGAUCCUGUGGCGUUCGAAAACCGGUGGCGACAGCGCUGGAUGCCCAUGUUUGAGGCCGCCAUCGCCAUCACGGCGGUGCCCGGCGCCGAAGAGUGGAUGACCAAGCUGUGGUGUGCCUGCGCGGGCAUGUACACCGCGAGAGAUGUCGAGCUCCAACGCGAGUUGGUUGGGCUUGACAUGUACAACUUUGAGAGCAUGCACGUCCGUCGUCUCUUCGUUGGAUCUGAGCCUUUCCUUGGGGAUGCAUGUGUGACGAGGACGAGGAAAAAGUGCCAGGAGGUUUUGGAAAGCUAUAUUGACCCGCGAACUCUGAGGGUUCACGAUUCAGGCUGUGACUCGGAGGAUCCUCUGCCUCUGGCGCCAACGCUGACCAUUUUCCAGGCCUGGGAUUUGCAGCAGUCCCCAGAUAGGUUGAAGAUGGCUCUGGGCAAGGUUGGCCGGGAUGAGGCGGAGCAAGCUGUAAAGAAACUCCAAACAAAACUAAACGAGUUUGAAGUGAUACUGCUGCGUCUCGACCGCCCUUUUGUCGAAGAAACUCAAAAAGGCACUGGCGCUUCAAGUGCCUCCACUGGUGUGACUCCAGACUGGAUACCAGACACGGCAGCUCCUGCACAAGUCGGGAACCUGCAUCCCAUCGCAAGGCCAGACGUGACAAAGUCUACACUCUACAGUACCUGUGAG